Messenger RNA from Triticum turgidum subsp. durum (durum wheat), 1191 nucleotides. The record is from the annotation of a GenBank genome assembly. Lineage: Eukaryota; Viridiplantae; Streptophyta; Magnoliopsida; Poales; Poaceae.
AUGGCGACGGAGAAGGCGCGGCAGCUCCUGGCCCGCCUCGCCGCCACCCCGGACGCCGCCGUUCCUAACCUCCCCUUCCUCCACCGCGCACUCCUCCUCCCUCUCCUCUCCGCCGCCUCCGCCCUCCUACGCCUCCCCGUCAUCCUCUCCUCCUCUCCGCUACGCUCGCGACGGACCCUACCGGUCCCCGUCAUCAGCGUAGGAAACCUCACCUGGGGCGGCAACGGAAAGACACCCAUGGUCGACUUCCUGGCCCGCAGGUUUCACAGUAUGGGCAUCUCGCCACUCAUCCUAACAAGGGGUUAUGCGGGUGGCGAUGAAUCUAAGAUGCUCCGGAGGCGCCUUGCUGAUACUUCCACCAAGAUUGGUGUUGGCGCAAACCGGGCUGCCGUGGGUUCUUCCAUGUUGCAAAAGUAUGGCCAUGUCGAUCCUUGUGAUGCCUUCCGCCGGGAGAAGUUAGGGUGCAACCGGGUGGCAAGCGGUAAAAGUGCGAAAAUUGGAGUCGCUAUACUGGAUGACGGAAUGCAGCACCGGAGUCUGCUUCGAGAUGUGGAGAUUGUGAUGGUCAAUGGGUUGACACCUUGGGGAAAUACUCAUUUCAUUCCACGAGGACCCAUGAGGGAACCGUUGAGCGCACUUACUCGAGCUGAUAUAGUGGUUAUUCAUCAUGCGGAUCUGGCUUGUGAAGCGCAGCUGGAAACAAUUGCACGUACAGUCCAGGAUAGUGGCACAACAUGUUCAGUGUUCUUUAGUAAAUUGGCCCCAUCACAUAUUUUCGAGGUUCAUCAACCAUUACAGAAAAUAUCUCUUAAUGUGUUGGGUGGCAUGAUUGUGCUAUGUGUUUCUGCGAUUGGCUGCCCAGAUGCUUUCAUACAUACAGUCAGAGAGAUUGGUCCACUUAAUGUUGAUAGGUUGGAUUUCAGUGAUCAUCAUUUCUUCAAUGAUUAUGACCUAGAAUUAAUCCAAGAAAGAGUGAGGCAGCUUGUGGAUCAACAUAACAAAGAGACCGUAGUCUUAGUUACUGAGAAGGAUUACGACCGUGAUCCAGAUGUCCUUAGAAUGUUGGGCGUGAAGGUUUGGGUUCUGUCUUCUUCUUUGCAAAUUAUGGCCCUCAAGGAACAAGGAGAAGAUGAAUUGCUGAGGAAAUUAAAAGACAUUAUCACAGCAACUAGGCAUGUGGUCCAGCCAUGA